UUCUGUGACACAGGGGUACAAACUAGUGAUGUCCUAUACACAAUAUGGCGGCGACACGGACAGUUUGAAAUAGAAAUUGAAAUGGAUGCCAAGCAGGGGUUUCGCAAGUUGCGAGAGCAGCAAAGUAAACGAAGGAUUGAUCACCCUUUGGCAAAAUAUAACAAUUUGGGACAAGUUACCUGCGUUGUUUGUAAUCUGCCAUUGAAAAAUGAUUUACUGUGGCAGCCACACCUUUUGAGCAAGAAACAUAAAGAGGCUGUCACUGCCUUGAAAGUGAAAUCUUCCCAGAUGAAGGAGAGCUAUGCACCUCCACCAAAGAAGAUUAAAAAGGAUGUAGUGAAUCAUUCAGCAUCAUAUAAGGAACCAAAAAAUGAAGAGAUACCAAAAGCCCCAACUGCUGAAUUUAAAGGAUCAAAGCACUCUGUAAAAAGUGCACUUCCUGCUGAUUUCUUUGACAAAGACACAUCAAAAGAAAUGACUUCAAAGAAGGAAAUUGAGGAACAUCCUGAAAAGCCCGACAACGAUGAAAGCUCACCCGUACCAACGACUUCAAAAAGUAUUUCAGAAAAACUCCCGGAGGGUUUUUUUGAUGAUGCUAAAAUAGAUGCCAAGGUCAGAAAAGUUGAAUAUGUGGAUAAGAAGGAAGAAGAAUGGGAGCAGUUUCAAAAAAUGAUUGCUGAAGAAACGAAGGUUUCAGAAAACCUGCAAGCCGAAGAAGAAGAAGAUUUGAAAGUAGAAAGAGAUUUAGACGAAUACGCAACCUUAAAAAAAUACGUCUCAAGAGUCGAGCUGCUAAAGCAAAAGCGGGAAGAAAAGAAAAAUGUCGUUUCGACUAAAAGUAAUCAAAAAGAAAAGAACGAGGAAAAUUAUUCUGAGGAUUCUGAUGAUGCUCUAGAUGAUAUUCUUAACUGGCGUGCAAAGAAGGCUUAGCAUAUCUACAAAGUGACUUAGAUGUUUGUAGUAGUCAAAGCCUGGCCCACAGGUCGCUUUUCUGUUUUCCGAACCUCUUCAUGAUUGGAACGACUUUGAAUUGAUAACAGUUUGACGGCCAAUUGAAGUUAUUUCGUAUUCUUCUGUAUGUUUAAUACUCGGAACUCAAUUGGCGAUGGCAACAAGACAUAAUUUUUUAUGUCUUGUAAAGAUAUGCUGUAAAGAUAUUACUUUGUAAAGAUAUGCUGUGUUUCAAUACUUUUAGCCCAUA
Rhopilema esculentum is the source of this 1201-nucleotide messenger RNA. The record is from RefSeq and is a predicted model, not a curated record. NCBI's taxonomy places the organism in Eukaryota, Metazoa, Cnidaria, Scyphozoa, Rhizostomeae, Rhizostomatidae.